Messenger RNA from Effrenium voratum, 1770 nucleotides. Lineage: Eukaryota; Dinophyceae; Suessiales; Symbiodiniaceae. The record is from the annotation of a GenBank genome assembly.
CCCUUUUAGGUGGAUCCAAACGGCUCGCAGAAGCCCCAGGCUUAGGCUCAGCCAUGGCCCUGACGGCGCCACAGCUGGCAGCUCCACGGCCUCUUGCACCGGCACCGGCCGUCAAAGCUGCGGCGUUGCGUGUCUCAGAGGCGGCCGAAAAGACCGCUCCAAAAGCAGGCUGGACGACUGGGUUGGCUGCAGGCGCCUUUGUCGGGGCAUACUGCCGGACGCGCAGGUGGCGAACCUGUGUGAAAGCCACCAAGAUCCUGGAAGCUCCCGCCAAGAAGGCGGAAGCGACUCUCGAGCCACCUGAUGAGCCUGACGAGCACAAUGUGAUCGUUGCACUAGUUGCAGCGGCGUACGUCAUUUGGCAGAUGGACAAGGUCAACAUGUCCAUUGCCAUUCUGCCUAUGGCAGCUGAUUUUUCCUGGGAUUCUUCGGAGCAAGGACUCAUACAGAGUUCGAUUUUCUGGGGCUAUGCCGCCACACAAGUCAUUGGUGGGCUUCUUGCGACAAAGUUCGGGGGCAAGCGGGUGCUGCUCUUCGCGGUGUCCCUGUGGUCAGUGGCCACCAUGCUGGCGCCCCUCGCUGCCUCCUACUCCACGGAGCUCUUCGUGGCCAGCCGCGUGCUGGUGGGCAUUGGGGAGGGCCUGGCUCCGGCGGCCGGGCUGCGGAUGGUGGCCACCUGGGUGCCGGAGGCAGAGAGGAGCCGAGCCAUUUCCACCUUGGGAGCUGGAAAGACAGGGGGCUCCAUUGCGGGGCUGCUGCUGGCGCCCUUCGUGAUCGGCGCCUUCGGGUGGCAGGCGAUGUUCUUCUCCUUCGGCUUCCUGGGGCUCCUGUGGGCCGGCGUGUGGUCCGUCAAGGGCAAGGACCGCGAGGGCAGUGUGGGUGCCGCCAGCGACGACAUCCCCUGGCAGCGGAUCCUCUCCACGCCGCAGCUUUGGGGCAUCGUGGCCGCCCACUUCUGCCACGACUGGGGCGGCUAUGCCCUCCUCACAUGGACCCCCAGCUACCUGAAUAAAGCUUUGGGCUACGACCUCACGGGUAGCAGCGAGCUCACGGUGCUGCCCAGUUUGUGCGCCGUCGGGGUGGCCGCUUUCGCGGGCAUCACUGCGGACAAGCUGCACGAGGACGGCAUGCCGCUGACCACGGUGCGGAAGAUCUUCCAGGGCGUCGGGUUUUUCAUCCCCUGCCUGAUGCUUGGGCUGCUCGCCAGCCUUUCCGAGCCGGGCUCACUGAUGCCAAUCAUUCUUCUGACGGUGGGCAUCGCCGGGGGCUCCUUCUCAUACGCGGGGCUGUACUCGAGCCAUGCCGACCUCAGCGCCAAGUACAGCGGCAUUGUGAACGGCGUGUCCACCACCUUUGGGGCUCUGGCCGGGGUGUGCUCCAACGCCUACGUGGGCUACGCGCUGAAGACCACGGGCUCGUGGACGCAGGCCCUGUUCCUGCCGGCCAUUGGCCUGUACUUGGUGGGCUGGGCGCUCUACACGCUGCUUUACGACGCGACACCCAUCGACUGGGACGCCGAAGAAAGCUGAGCAGAUCUUCAAUGUGAGCGACGGUCUCCGACCAACAAAAAACGGCCACGCAGCGUCAGUUUCCCAGUGUACGGUCUUGGAACAGAAACGUUCGGGUCUAUGCUGCUGAAGGGGGGCUUCCAUGGAAGGAGAAGCAGCUGCCGGCAUGAUGCCAGUUUCUUGAUGUCCACAGCAGUGUUCUUUACCAAUGUUGUUUGGCCUUCUCAGUGUGGAACUGAGGGUGCUGAAGGCUCCCGUGGUG